Messenger RNA from Naegleria fowleri, 846 nucleotides. RefSeq lists its product as uncharacterized. The record is from RefSeq and is a predicted model, not a curated record. The coding region runs from base 1 to 846 and encodes 281 amino acids. The transcript has a single exon. Lineage: Eukaryota; Heterolobosea; Eutetramitea; Acrasida; Naegleriidae.
AUGUCCAAACGAGAUCAUAGCCACAUUCACUCAAAGCUCUUCCUUCGGGACACAGACAUUAUGAAGGUGGAUGAUUCAUUCAUGAACGGCCUUGCUGAUGGUGUUUCAGAUGAUGAGGUUGAUUAUGGAAAAAACAAGAAACAAAAAUUACCUCAAUUACAGAAAACGACCACCAUCACGAUGGGAAGUGAUGAUGAACAGGUAAAACUGAUCAUUCUUGAUUUUUCAAAUUCCUCUUCUUCUCUGAAUGAACAUUGUAAGCAACAUGUUCGUAAAUGGGAAUUCGUGUUGAAAAAGAAAUUCUCAAUGCAACAAGAAGGGAAGAAGAAAUGGUUAUUGAACCGAGAAUUGAAAUAUAAACAUUUCUUUCCUGUUGAGUUUAUGAAUGACAAGGAAUUUGUUUUGAAUCACAUCAAAAAGUAUGGUUAUGGAUUGGAAUAUGCAUCUACGCAAUUAAAACAAGAUCCAGAUUUUGUUUUGAAAAUGGUCCAACAACAAGGAAUUCAAAUACAAUUUUCGAGCUGCGUCAUUUGUGGUGAUAAAGAAGUGGCAUUUACAGCAAUAAAAAACAACGCAUGUGGCCUUCUCAUCUAUAUUCCAAAACAAAUUGCACUUGUCGGAUUGAAAUUCAAAAAGAGUCUUUCUAUAGGAUACAACAAGGAAGUCAUGUUUGAAGCAGUGAAGAAUAAUGGAUUGGCAUUAUUAUACACACAUUACAGUUUGCAGCAAGAACUUGAGAUGGAAGCUCUUAAAUGCAAUGGUUAUGUUUUGGAGUAUAGUGAUGAAUUAUAUCGAGCGAGAAUGCACUAUUGUUAUCAUGAUGCUUAUUUGGGAAAUGAUCUUUGA